UCCGCAUUCGAGUCUCUUGUCGGUCGCGCCUCCCUCUUGCGCCUACUUUCCUUGCCGCCUGCCUUGUGCCGUCCCAGGCCCUCUUCCCCCGCGCGUGCCCACGUCCGCCGUCGCGUGCCUCGCACACCGUAGACCCAGCGUCGCCCUGUAUCUCGCUUGCGCCUGACGACCUUCGACCCCCCGCUGCCUCAGCCUUGCCGCGCCUCUCCGUGUCGCUCCUAGAAUAAUUACCAUGGCCGACGCCCAAGCCGCGCAAUCCCAGAUGCAACCGCCGUCUGCCUCUGCCGGCGCCCCUGGCUACGAUGGCGGUGCCCCGGGUCAAGGCCAGCCCCAGCAGCACAUGCCUCCCCCGCCGCUGGCGCCCGUCAUCAUCCCGCAGAACACGAACCCGAUCCCCACGGCCAUCAGCUCGCCCAUGAGCGGAAACCCCAUGUCACCCACCAGUGGCGGCGCGGGCUACGUGCCCCGUCGCGCGGCCCCCGAGCCCAACAAAAGAGCCUUGUACGUGGGCGGUUUGGACCCUCGUGUGACCGAGGAUGUCCUGCGCCAGAUCUUCGAAACCACGGGCCACGUCCAGAGCGUGAAAAUCAUCCCAGACAAGAACGUUAGUGCUGUCGAGACUAAUAUUGGCGUACAGUUCAGUCAAAAAGGCUUCAACUACGGCUUUGUGGAAUUUGACGACCCCGCCGCCGCAGAACGCGCAAUGCAGACCCUCAACGGCCGCCGUGUCCACAACAACGAAAUCCGCGUCAACUGGGCCUACCAGUCCAACAACACGGCCAAGGAAGACACCUCGAACCACUUCCACAUCUUCGUCGGCGAUCUGUCCAACGAGGUCAACGACGAGGUCCUUCUCCAAGCUUUCUCCACCUUUGGCCCUGUCUCCGAGGCGCGCGUCAUGUGGGAUAUGAAGACGGGCAGGUCGCGCGGCUACGGUUUCGUCGCUUUCCGCGACCGCGCUGAUGCCGAGCGAGCGCUUAGCUCCAUGGACGGCGAGUGGCUCGGUUCCCGCGCCAUUCGCUGCAACUGGGCGAACCAGAAGGGCCAGCCUUCCAUCUCCCAGCAGCAGGCCAUGGCAUCCAUGGGCAUGACGCCGACCACUCCUUUCGGACACCAUCAUUUCCCUACCCACGGCGUGCAGAGCUACGACAUGGUCGUGCAGCAAACCCCGCAGUGGCAGACUACUUGCUACGUUGGCAAUCUCACUCCUUACACCUCCCAGUCCGACCUCGUGCCUCUGUUCCAGAACUUCGGUUACGUGACCGAGACCCGUUUCCAGUCCGACCGCGGCUUUGCCUUCAUCAAGAUGGACACACAUGAGAACGCCGCCAUGGCCAUCUGCCAACUCAAUGGCUACAACGUCAACGGCCGACCUCUCAAGUGCAGCUGGGGCAAAGACCGCCCGCCGACUGGCCAGUUCGAUGGCUACUCGCCCCAGGCGGGCCCCAACUCGGCUUACCCGCAGACUCCAAGCCAGUACUUCCCGCAGUAUGGUGCGGGACCAGGGGGUCCUAUGUCACCCCAAGGUCCAAGCCCCGGCGGACAGCCCUUCGCCCAGAACCAGGCUGGUUUCGGCGGACCUGGCAUGGCACAGCCUUACCAGCAGAUGCCCGGUAGCGCGGGCGGCUACAACGCCGGCCGCGGCGGACAGCCACCCCAGCAACAAUGGGGCCAGCAGCCACAGGGCAACUUCAACCAGAACGGCUUCGGCGGCUACCAGGGCUAGGCACCCUAGCCGCUUGCUCGUGGGUACCCAUACAUUCCUCUCUCGUGUGCGCUGUUUUAUCUUCACGACAUGCCUGGCAGUCUAAAUUGGCGCUUCCUACUUUGUUGGAUAGCACCUUUAUUUCCACCUAUUUGGACGUUUAUCCUAUCAUUCCCAUCAUGUCUCCACGGGCUCAUGUCAUGCGAUCAUUCUGUUCUCGGUUCCAUCAAAAA
Molecule: messenger RNA, 1938 nt
Organism: Paraphaeosphaeria sporulosa
Lineage: Eukaryota; Fungi; Ascomycota; Dothideomycetes; Pleosporales; Didymosphaeriaceae
Exons: 5
Coding region: 233-1726 (497 amino acids)
Molecular function (GO): RNA binding
Source: RefSeq, a predicted model, not a curated record